Messenger RNA from Clunio marinus, 1251 nucleotides. NCBI's taxonomy places the organism in Eukaryota, Metazoa, Arthropoda, Insecta, Diptera, Chironomidae. The record is from the annotation of a GenBank genome assembly.
CUAUUUUCUUUGAAAUAUUUUUAUUAUCCUUCUUCCGCUCAUUUUCUACGGAUAUUCAAGGAAUCUUAUAUAGACAAUGAAUACUUGUUCCUUACUUUUGAGAACUUUAAUAUUCUUUCAAUAAUCAAUUUAUCAAUUUAUGUAUGCUUGCAUAAAUGUCUUCUUACCACUAAUUUUUUUUCUGUUUUUUUUAUUACAAUUUUCAUUUGAUUUUUUAUGACUACUUUGCGAAAAAGCGAAAAGAAAAUAUUUUUCAAUAGAAUUUAAUUGUUGUGAAUAGAAAAUCAUGACUACGAAAAGGUUUUAAUUCAGAUAAAAAUUCUCUUCAUGCUUUGUUAAUUGCGCAAUUUAAUGAACAGUUAAGUAAGACGAUGAAUAAGAAUUUUUCCUGUUGGGAUUAGAAAAAACUCGUUUAGAUUUUCAAUUAUUAAAUAAUAAUUUGAAGAUUAUUUACAGGGCUUACGAUUAAUUAAUAAGACGUUGAUAGAGAGUAGAUAUAAAUUUUUUAUGAUCUUUGCAAUUAAACUUAGAGCAAAAUAAAAAGAAAAUUUAAUAAAUUAGAAAAAAUUCGUAGAUUCAUCAUUCCGAUGUUCUAUUUUUGUUAUUCAUUCGAAACUUUUUUUAUGGCACUAAAUGUACAAAGAAAAAAAUCAAAGCCAAGUUAAUAAGAUUACAAUCUAUCGAUAACGUUAUUUAGAGUUCAAGAGAAAUGCAUUCAUUGUCGAUACUGUGAAGUUAUCACACUUUAUCGUGUCGUUCGAGGAAUUCGGAAUUGUUUCUAUUUAUUUAUUUUGGUCGAUGAAUUUCUUAAGAGCAUGGCAAGUUACAAAAUAAUGAAAGAAAAUGAUGAGUAUGAUUGUCAAAAGAUUGAGACAAGCACAGAAAUGAUUUUUUACUAACUUAAUGUUAACAAAAAAGUUUUCUUCAGUCAAUUAUGAUUUAUGUAUGUAUGAAAUCUUUUUUUCGUUUUAAAUAUAAAAACCUUAAUUCAGGGAAUGUUCGUUCGUUAUUAAAAUGUAAUCCUUUGAGACUUCUUAAACAAUAUAAAGCCUGGGGAUGUUAGUCAUAGAACAACACAAGUUAGAUAAUCAAACAAAAACUUUUUCACAUGUUAAGUCACAAGAUGAUUAUAAUAAUUUUUCUUUUUGAUUAUUUAAUGUUUUCAUUCAAUCUGUCAACGGUUAGUUAUAAAGUGCAACUACUGGAUAAAUAAAUAUUAUAUUGAACAAAGCGCUUUGUUUUUAUAUUUUU